Betta splendens (Siamese fighting fish) is the source of this 5354-nucleotide messenger RNA. Its product is annotated as peripheral plasma membrane protein CASK-like. Gene Ontology annotation, cellular component: basolateral plasma membrane; cell-cell junction; plasma membrane. NCBI's taxonomy places the organism in Eukaryota, Metazoa, Chordata, Actinopteri, Anabantiformes, Osphronemidae. Gene Ontology annotation, biological process: regulation of neurotransmitter secretion; protein phosphorylation. Gene Ontology annotation, molecular function: signaling receptor binding; protein kinase activity; ATP binding. The record is from RefSeq and is a predicted model, not a curated record.
GGACUAGUUUCCUGGACGAUAGAGGGAGGAGCCUGGCAUUUCUGGAAGUCGGAGGAAUAGCCAGUCAAAGCCAGCCAGCAUCUGAGCCAGGGCUGGAACCGGAGCAACGGCGGACGAGGAGUCGGCUCCGCUGGAACACGAUUUCUGCUGGAAUCUCAAUAUUCACGAGACGGUUUAUGCAACGGGGCGCCGGUCGUCAUGAAGAUCACCCAUUUGGGCUCGGGAAGCUGAAGCGUGUUGCAGGCCGGCCACAUUACGUUUUCGGUGGGAUAGCGUUAAGCCGUGUGCGAUAACGCUGGGUGUGCACGGCGCGAUUACAGCGCGAGCCAACCGGUUAUUUCACCGACAGCUAGCUCACAAUAACGCUGCUAGCCCACCGUCUCCCAGAGACCCCGUUAGCGCGCAGCGGCGGGAGCAUCUUGGUCGGUGUGCGAAGUGCCAGCGGAUGCUGCCGAGGAAGCCGCGUACCUGGCGCUGAGCAGCGGCGAGAAACCGACCCGAGGCACGCAACGAGCGGUGUUUUUCUGCAAGUGACACGGGGAAUAUCCACGCCCCGGGGUCUGGACUGUGCUUACUGUUUAGCUAGCUCGCUGGCUAGCAAGCCUACCGGGGAAGUAGCUCGGGAGAAGGUGGGGCCGCGGAAUGACAGCCUUGGACGCCAGCUAAUGUGGUUAGCCGGCUAACGUUCGCUUGGACUCUCGCAGGGGCCGCUGGGUUUCCAGUAACCGACGCUGUUGGGGCUAAAUUGCCAGGAGCGCAUCGUCUAACGCGCCACUAGCCCCGUUUGGCGAGGCAUUCACGUUAGCACAGAUUCCCGCAGAACCCGUGUGGGUGGGAUAUCUGCCCGGGGAGCAUCCUCGUUUAUCCGAAUGACCAUGGCGGACGACGACGUUCUAUUUGAGGAUGUCUACGAGCUGUGCGAGGUGAUUGGGAAGGGUCCCUUCAGCGUCGUGAGGCGCUGUAUCAACAGGGACACGGGCCAGCAGUUUGCUGUCAAGAUCGUGGAUGUGGCCAGCUUCACCUCCAGCCCUGGCCUCAGCACAGAAGAUCUGAAGCGAGAGGCCAGUAUCUGCCACAUGCUGAAGCACCCUCACAUCGUGGAACUGCUGGAGACCUACAGCUCUGAUGGCAUGCUCUACAUGGUCUUUGAAUUUAUGGAUGGGGCCGACCUGUGUUUUGAAAUUGUGAAGAGAGCUGAUGCUGGGUUUGUGUACAGUGAAGCAGUGGCCAGUCACUACAUGAGGCAGAUUUUAGAGGCACUUCGGUACUGUCACGAUAACAAUGUGAUUCAUCGCGAUGUAAAGCCUCACUGUGUGCUGUUGGCCUCAAAGGAGAACUCUGCUCCAGUCAAGCUUGGGGGCUUUGGUGUGGCAAUACAGCUGGGAGAGUCUGGCUUAGUAGCUGGAGGGCGAGUAGGUACUCCUCAUUUCAUGGCCCCAGAAGUGGUGAAGAGGGAGCCGUAUGGCAAACCGGUGGAUGUGUGGGGAUGUGGCGUCAUCCUCUUCAUCCUCCUGUCCGGCUGCCUGCCUUUCUACGGUACCAAGGAGCGCCUGUUUGAGGCCAUCAUUAAGGGGAAAUACAAAAUGAACCCGCGCCAGUGGGCCCAUAUCUCUGAGAGUGCCAAGGACCUGGUGAGGCGCAUGCUGAUGCUGGACCCUGCCGAGAGGAUCACUGUCUACGAGGCCCUCAACCACCCCUGGCUAAAGGAGAGGGACAGGUAUGCCUACAAGAUCCACCUACCAGAAACGGUGGAACAACUGAGGAAGUUCAAUGCCAGGAGGAAGCUGAAGGGUGCAGUGCUGGCUGCAGUUUCCAGCCACAAGUUUAAUUCCUACUAUGGUGACCCACCUGAGGAGCUACAUGACUUUUCAGAUGACCCCACUUCCUCAGGACUGCUAGCUGCUGAAACAGGGGCAGUAUCACAGGUCCUGGACAGUCUAGAGGAAAUUCAUGCAUUGACUGACUGCAGUGAGAAAGACAUGGACUUCCUACACAGUGUCUUCCAAGACCAGCACCUCCACACCCUUUUAGAUCUUUAUGACAAAAUCAACACCAGGUCAUCCCCUCAGAUCAGAAAUCCCCCUAGUGAUGGUGUGCAGAGAGCCAAAGAGGUACUGGAAACCAUCUCUUGUUACCCAGAAAACAUGGAGGCCAAGGAGCUCAGGAGGAUCCUCACACAGCCACACUUCAUGGCUUUGCUGCAGACCCAUGAUGUGGUGGCUCAUGAGGUCUACAGCGAUGAGGCACUCAGGGUGACCCCCCCACCCACUUCACCUUACCUGAACGGAGACUCCCCAGACAGCACCAACGGAGACAUGGACCUGGAGAACGUCACCAGAGUUCGCCUGGUCCAGUUCCAGAAGAAUACUGAUGAGCCCAUGGGCAUUACUCUUAAAAUGAAUGACCUCAACCACUGUAUCGUGGCCCGCAUCAUGCAUGGUGGGAUGAUACAUCGACAAGGGACUCUGCAUGUAGGAGAUGAAAUCCGAGAGAUUAAUGGCAUCAGUGUUGCCAAUCAGACUGUAGAGCAGCUCCAGAAGAUGCUGAGAGAAAUGAGGGGUAGCAUCACCUUCAAAAUUGUGCCCAGUUACCGGUCCCAGUCCAUGUCUUGUGAGAAAGAGUCGCCUGAUUUAUCCCGACAGUCGCCUGCAAACGGUCACGCUAGUGUGACCAGCUCCAUUCUGGACCUGCCAUCAACCGUUCAGCCCAAAGGCCGUCAGAUCACCAGAGCUGCUAUCAAGGACAAAUUGUCCGUGAAGAUUUAUGUACGCGCUCAGUUUGAGUACGAUCCCUCCAAAGACGACCUCAUUCCAUGUAAGGAGGCUGGCAUUCAGUUCCGGGUUGGUGAUAUCAUUCAGAUCAUAUCGAAGGACGACCACAACUGGUGGCAGGGAAAGCUGGAGAACACCAAGAACGGUACAGCAGGCCUCAUCCCUUCACCUGAGCUACAGGAGUGGCGUGUGGCGUGUAUAGCGAUGGAGAAGACCAAACAGGAACAGCAGGCCAGUUGUACCUGGUUUGGCAAGAAGAAGAAACAGUACAAAGACAAGUACCUGGCCAAACACAAUGCAGUGUUUGACCAACUAGACCUAGUGACAUAUGAGGAAGUGGUGAAGGUGCCAUCUUUCAAGCGGAAAACAUUGGUUCUGCUUGGUGCUCAUGGAGUUGGGAGGAGGCACAUCAAGAACACGCUCAACAAACAUCCUGACCGCUUCGCCUACCCCAUUCCUCACACAACUCGGCCUCCUAAGAAGGAUGAGGAGAACGGAAAGAACUACUACUUUGUGACCCAUGAACAGAUGAUGCAGGACAUCAGCAACAACGACUACCUGGAGUAUGGCAGCCAUGAAGAUGCCAUGUAUGGCACCAGGCUGGAGACCAUCAGGCAGAUCCAUUCCCAGGGCAUGAUUUCCAUCCUGGAUGUCGAACCACAGGCACUAAAGAUCCUCAGGACAGCUGAGUUUGCGCCAUACGUCGUCUUCAUCGCAGCCCCCACUAUCACCCCUGGCCUGACUGAGGAUGACUCUCUUCAGCGACUCCAGAAGGAAUCAGAGAUGCUGCAGCAGACCUACUCCCAUUACUUCGACCAGACCAUCAUCAACAACGAGAUCGACGACACCAUACGACUGUUGGAGGAGGCGGUGGACCUGGUGUGCAACACUCCUCAGUGGGUUCCCGUCUCCUGGGUCUACUGACGGCAGCAAUUAAGCUCAUCUGAACAAUCCACGUGUGAUCGGCGCAAAUGCAACGCGUUGAUCAAACCCCCUUGAAUCACAUCGCUCAUCAGAGUCACAAUUCUGUAGAUAAACUGUUGCUGAAAAAGAGGGAAAAUAAGAAACUAAUGACUCUGUCACCUCACUACAGAGACGCCAUCCUGCCCCUUUUUUCUCAACAGCCUCAAAUGGCAUAUUGUGUACAUAUAUACAGUACAUAUAUAUAUAUAAAUGAUAAAACAAAGUGAAUAUGGUUCUGUCCUCAUAGUUGAGCAGAGGGGAGUGGAGGGGCAGUGUGGUAGAUAUUUUGUACUUUUCUUUUGUAAUUAAUGGAUGGUUGGUAAUAUUGGCAAGGCAAUAGUGAGCAUGACCAUAAAGCAAUCUUAAGUGGGUGCCUGUUUUGUGUGUGCGUGUGUAUGAGUGUGUGUGUGUGUUGACCUUUCCAAAAGGAGCUUAUUGUGGUACUCAUGUCCUCCUGUCAAACACCCCCUAGUCUCCUCGGCCUCUGUGACAAACAAGCCAAACUUUUCAAGCACAUUAGCAGCUGCUAUGGUGGCGACGAGUAACUCCCUCAGCUCCAGAUGCAAAUUUGAGUGAAGCAAAAAGCACAGCAAACUGUCCCCUUUUAUUUAUUUCACUGGCCUUCUCGUGCCUGUCGGGUUGUCGAAGGAGCACACUGCAUCCCCUCCACCUUGUCUCCCUGUGUUACUGUAGCAUGUUGUGACCCGCCUCCCUCCCCGACCUCGGAUAGUCUUUGUUUACAUAUCGGUUUGCACAAAAUGGACGAUGAAGAAGACAUGUAAUGCAUCCUGUUACCACGGUUUUGGUUUUGUCUUGCCUCCUCCGCCUGGCUGUCCCAACCCAUCGCCCUCCACAAAACGUCCCAACUCAGCGGUCCGUGGAUCUGGAAUACAAUAAGCUACGAGAAAGCACCAACAUCCACUGAGGCUCCUGAACUAGAAGAGGGAAAAAACAGUGGAAUGGAGAAAGAUAAACUGCCUUAUCAGAGCCUUGGGGAAAACGUCGGUAACACCUAUGCACACCCCUGGUUCGUGCCAGGCAGACCGCCACGACAACCUAUUUGUUUCUUGUUCAAAUCGAAUUGUUCAUAGGAAUGUGACCGUGGAAGAAAAAGGCCUAUGUAGGUGGGAGGAAUCUAAUCCUAGAGGCACCGGCUUGGAACUUUUAACUGUUGUCUUUAAAAAUAUAAGAAGUAUUCUUGUUUCCAGGGAGAGAAAAUAACAAAAUUGUGUGUAAAUGUUUCAAUGGUGCGUACGUCAUACGAGUGAAUUACCAAGAGCCAGUGUAUAUUAAUCCUUAAAAGAAGCUCGGUAUGUGACAUGAUCUCUUCAUGCUUUACCACAUGUGGAACAACGCACCCACACUAAACUCAGCAUGGUCAGUAAAGCACAUCAACGUACGCGUCCAAAUAACUGAGAGGAAACAAAGGAACCGUGUGGUGUGGUCGCUGCUGUGCCACGUCUGGUAAAGCGUUUCCAUUUGAAGUCCUGUGUAAAUUACCUCCGCAAAUGACAAAAGCAGCUCGUCUGUACGAAAUGUUCUUUUUUGUUAUUUCAUUUUUAAAAAAAAAUAUAUUUCCUUUUACGUGUUUAAAGUAAACUGCUUUGUCUUCCUUUUGAA